CUUCAGUCGCGUCGUUGGGUCUGGACAGCUCGGAGCGGAGCAGAGACCGAAUUUCACAAUGAGGGCGUUCGUCGCGAUAGCCGUCCUGGCCUGUGUGGGCGCAGUUCUCGGAGACGGUGGCGGCCACAGUUCGGGCGGCCACAGCUCAGGUGGACACAGCUCUGGAGGCCACAGCUCUGGAGGCCACAGCUCUGGAGGUCACAGCUCUGGCGGCCACAGUUCAGGCGGCCACAGUUCUGGAGGUCACAGUUCUGGUGGCCACAGCUCGGGCGGCAGCUCCUACGCGGCGGCGUCCACCUCGAGCUCCUACUCGGCUCCCGCUCCGUCGUCCGGCUACGCGGCUCCGUCCAAGGGCUCCGGCACCGCCGGCAGCACCGGCUACUACUACUACUACUAUCCGGUGGAGCAGCACCGGCCCCACCCCCGUCCCCAGCACGUCAGCGGCGGCGGUGACGGCGGCCUGGGCCUGAUCGGGCCCAUCCUGCUGGUGGCGCUGGUCGGUAUCGGUCUGCUCGGUCUGCUGGCCGCCGCGGCCGCCAUCGCCAACAACAACAACAACAACAACCGCAGCACCGGCCGUGAGCUGCUACCCAGCAUCCCGCAGCCAGUCUAUGAGCUCAUCCACACGCCCGAGUUCGACCGGGUCGCCACCUUCGCCGUCAAGUCAAUCGCGAAAUGGUGGUAGAUAUAGUUCCCAGUGAGCGCUGCGGCAUGAUUUCAUGCGCGCUCAGCCAGCCGAGGCAAACAAGUGGCCGGUGCCGUCAACAGCCGGCGGCGUCGGACGCGGCUGGCCGGCCCUCUAAGCGCGCCGUGACCGCCCGCUGACGUCGCUACCGCUACUCCACAGACAAACAGUUCCGGCCUGCUGCAGCCAGCCGGCCGGCCAGCGGCGGGUCCGCGCCGAGACUCCUCCGUCCGAGCGUCCGGCCGAGCCGCAAGACCGGCGCCGGGGCCUCCGCGGCGCAGUGGCCAGCGCGGCGCGAGCUCCCGUGCCACGACGCCGAAUUGUCACUCGUCCCGCCGCAUCCGUCCGUCCGCCGUUGAGCUGAUGUCUUCGUCAUCGUUGUGUCGCGAUCAUUGUCAGUGACGGAUGACGACCGCCACGGUCGUUCAUCUCUGUCACUACGUUUGUCCGUACAUCUCGUUGGUCCAGUCCUGUCCGCUCCUUGAGUGUUAUGUUCACAGCGUCCGUGCAUGUGCGUCAUCCUCGUUUUGUGUUCGUCAUUUGUGUUUGUCGACGAUUAUCUUCCAUGUGGCUGUCGCACCACAGCCGUGUCACCAUCGCCAUUCAUUGUUGCGUCUCAUUGUCAAGUCCUCGUCCCAUAUCGAGUGCUCAGUAGCUCAUGGUAUUUAUUAUUUGUUAUUUAUUAUUCCUACGUGCCGCCCCAAUAACCAGGCUUGUGCUCAGUCUGGUUUACUUUUCCAUCAGUAUUCGUUUUCACGUUAUACUGCAUCGUUUUAUCCUCCGUGGCGCUGAACAUUUUGUAUGGAAUAUUUCCAAGAGUAGUUACGAUUCCAAGACGCAGCCUUCUUGUCACAGUAGCGCACUUUCAUCCCCUGUCACACAUUCGCUCGUGUCCCGUCCAGUUAGCCCUUCUUUGGCCCGGGCUGUGGACAUACGGUCCGGGCCAAAAAGCUCAAUGUAUGUGAUACGUUUUUUGUGUAUACCUCGUACGCUUUUGUGAGUUGUUACAGUUGUUAUUGUUAUUAUUGUUGUUACGUCCGCACGCGCCAGGGUCUUGGUGUACAAACGACACGUAUUUGACUGGCUUCAAUCGUGGAAUCGAAGAGCUGCCCCGAGAGCGCGUGACCGCAUGUUGAGAGUGUGCGUGUGAUGCUGUUUGGUACUGUACUUGACGGCAAAUAAAUCAUAGCUCAGAA
This is a messenger RNA of Amphibalanus amphitrite, 1881 nucleotides long. Its product is annotated as loricrin-like. NCBI's taxonomy places the organism in Eukaryota, Metazoa, Arthropoda, Thecostraca, Balanomorpha, Balanidae. The coding region runs from base 59 to 685 and encodes 208 amino acids. The record is from RefSeq and is a predicted model, not a curated record. The transcript is spliced from 4 exons.